AUGGUUGAGCCUAACGAAGUAAAUGAUGCCCACUUGGCCUCUAAACCUAUUCCACAGAGAAGAAAACCACGCAAACUAAGACAUAAACGACCGCCAUCUCAUGGUCUCGCCGAGGAAGUAGAGAAGGAACCAAUUGUUGAUACGCUAAGCACUCAAAGAGAAACUGUCGUUUUUAAGACGUCUGAGGAGGAAUCGAACUUUGAGGACGCGUUGGAAGAAGAGUCUUCCGCCAUCGAGGCUCAACUCCAACCGGUCCCUCAACGACAACGCAAGACUAUUCGGAAUAAGCCUUUCCGUAACGAGGAGGAGGAACGCGACGUGGCCGAGGGUGAAGGUGUUCCAGUUGCUGCUGAACGCCAGAGACUGAGACGCGGCCGACGCGGCGACCAAGCCCUCAUUCAGUCAAACACCAUUGACAGUGCUGGGAGAACAGUCGGACAGUCCAGCGAUUUGGUGCUCAAUAGAACUGAGGGCGUGGUGGGAACGGUUAAAGAUACCACUGGACGAGUUCUCGGGAGGCCGUCAGAGCAAAGUGAACAGUUAAAGAAGGAGAAGGAUGAACCGUUGAAAUUGCGGUUGGACUUGAACCUGGACUUGGAGGUUCAGCUAAAAGCGAAGAUCUCCGGAGACCUGACGCUCACAUUAUUGUUAGUAUCUGCCCCUGCGCACAAUGAAUUCGGAUAUUCAUUGCGGACUGAUUAA
This is a messenger RNA of Aspergillus fischeri NRRL 181, 702 nucleotides long. RefSeq lists its product as uncharacterized. The coding region runs from base 1 to 702 and encodes 233 amino acids. The record is from RefSeq and is a predicted model, not a curated record. NCBI's taxonomy places the organism in Eukaryota, Fungi, Ascomycota, Eurotiomycetes, Eurotiales, Aspergillaceae. The transcript has a single exon.